Messenger RNA from Chiloscyllium plagiosum (whitespotted bambooshark), 1604 nucleotides. RefSeq names its product Yip1 domain family, member 1 (gene yipf1). NCBI's taxonomy places the organism in Eukaryota, Metazoa, Chordata, Chondrichthyes, Orectolobiformes, Hemiscylliidae. The record is from RefSeq and is a predicted model, not a curated record. Gene Ontology annotation, cellular component: Golgi apparatus; membrane. Gene Ontology annotation, molecular function: small GTPase binding. Gene Ontology annotation, biological process: vesicle-mediated transport.
CCUCAAAUUACAUCAUUUCCUCAGUGGGUGGAAACGUCGGCGGGGAGGGCCUCCUCGGGUAUAAAAGAGAUGAAAACUGAAAAUCAUCCGAUCCAGAGAAAACAAAAAUAAAGGCAAUGUAUUGAGUGGAGAUCCAAACACAACUGAAACAAAAAGUCUUUGUGUUGAUCAUUUCAUUGUUCUGUCAAUCAAGUAAAUGGCAGCUGCAGAUGAUUUACAAUUUCAAGAGUUUGAUGAUGCCACAAAUCUGCUGGCAGCAAAUCCAGAUGCUACCACAAUAAGCAUAACGGACACCAAUGAUAAACCUAAAAAUCAGAGAGGCCCACCAGGCAAGUUGGGAAGAGAUGAGGAUGAAGAUUUGCUCGGGAAUGAAGACUCUGAUAAAGCAGAGUUGCUUGCAGGACAGAAGAAGAGUGCACCAUUUUGGACAUUUGAUUAUUAUCAAACAUUUUUUGAUGUAGACACCUACCAGGUGUUGGACAGAAUAAAAGGUUCCCUUUUACCAUUGCCUGGCAAAAAUUUUGUGAGGUUGUAUAUUCGGAGUAAUCCAGAUCUUUAUGGUCCCUUCUGGAUAUGUGCCACACUUGUGUUUGCAAUAGCAAUAAGUGGCAAUCUUGCAAAUUUCUUGACUCACCAUGGCCAGCGUGGUUACCGCUAUGUACCUGAGUUCCAUAAAGUUUCUAUAGCAGCUACAGCUAUCUAUACCUAUGCCUGGCUUAUUCCUCUCGCCCUUUGGGGCUUUCUAAUGUGGAGAAAUAACAAAGUGAUGAACAUCGUCUCAUAUUCAUUCCUGGAGAUAGUGUGCGUUUAUGGAUACUCGCUGUUUAUUUACAUUCCCACUGCGGUGCUGUGGAUUAUUCCUAACGAAGUAGUUCGUUGGAUCACAAUUGUACUUGCAAUGUGCCUCUCGGGCACCGUGCUAUUGAUGACCUUUUGGCCAGCUGUCCGUGAUGAUAACCAGAGAAUUGCCAUAGCCACCAUUGCAGUAAUUCUGAUCCUUCAUGCCCUGCUUGCAGUUGGCUGUAAGGCUUAUUUCUUUGAUCCUCCGGAACAAGUCAAAACUACAUUUAUAUCCACAACCACCCCUGUUACUGUAAAUGGGACUACCUUGGCUUCCAACAGAACAUAAUCUGCCAGAUUAUUUUACUGAUGACUCGGCAAUUGUUCAGUCUGAAGAGCCUUCCCAAUCAUUGCAACUUGGGUUACAUAAUUAAAGAAAAAUCUUCAAAGAUGUUUAUUCAACAGACACUGGGACACUUGAUUGUUGCAAAGAUCCAAACUGACUCAAUUAAAUUUUGGGAUUAUUCUCAUUGUGACUGCUUGGAUUAUCUGUUCUAUGUUUUCAUGAUCUUAUGAAAGAUAUACUUGUUACUGACUGUAAGUGAUUUUCUCUAAUACUUCAGUAAUUAUUUUGGUAAAAAUUUUGUUUGAUUGUUCACUUUCUUAGCAAAGAAAUCCAGUGCUCUAUUACUGAAUGUCAAUAUAGAGAUUUAUCUAGUGCUAAAUUUGUAUAUUAGCUAAUUAGUACAUUUUUGUAAAGCUAACUUUAUCCAAAACUCAGUGCUAAUCUUCAUGAAUGUACAUUAAUUAAAUGAAUAAUAAUA